Adelges cooleyi (spruce gall adelgid) is the source of this 1416-nucleotide messenger RNA. Its product is annotated as zinc finger HIT domain-containing protein 2. Lineage: Eukaryota; Metazoa; Arthropoda; Insecta; Hemiptera; Adelgidae. The coding region runs from base 270 to 1337 and encodes 355 amino acids. The record is from RefSeq and is a predicted model, not a curated record. The transcript has 7 exons.
AUUAUUAUCUCAAUUUGUGAUACUGCCACAGAAUAUUCUGUGAUACUGCUGCUGCCACCCUGAUAAGGAUGCGGUUUAAAUAAAAGCGUGUUUACCAAAUAACCACCGAUUAAUAUUGUAUUGUAUUUAUUCGUUGUUGUCACUUGUCUGUCCUCAAAUUUAAAAACAAAGUACAUGUUAAAUUAAACCUUAUUUUUUUUUUUUUUAACUACUGCUACAUAGAAAAAACUUACAUUUUCAUACGUUAUUUAUACUUAAGUGUUACUAUAAUGAGUCAGUGUACUAGUGUUUGUAAGUUUUGCACGGAGAGUCCGAGUAGAUAUGUAUGCCCAAAGUGCGGAGCACCAUAUUGUUCCCUAUCGUGUUACAAAUCCAAUAGUCAUUUGGAAUGUACAGAACAGUUUUAUAAAGAAUGCAUUGGUGAUGAACUAAGUAUCCAAGAUCCUGAUCAAGUGGGUCAAAAAGAAAUGUUAGAUAUCCUAAAACGAGUAUAUGGCGAAAAUGAAGAUUCAGCAACUGAUUCUGAUGAUGAAGAUUAUACAGAUCUAAACCAACGGUUAAAUGGAAUUGACCUAGACGAUGCAGAACUAGUUUGGAAUCAUCUAACAGAUUCUGAAAAGGCAGAGUUUGAACAUCUGGUGAAAUCUGGUGACAUAACUAAAGUCUUACCUCAAUACAUACCUUGGUGGUGUUUACCGAUUGAAAAAAAAUUAGUAUCGGAACUUGGUGAAGAUGAUGAUAGUACAAAAUUCCCAUUGUUAUUUGCUAACAUUCCAAGUUUUACUUCCAUAUCGAAAAAGCCACCAUCUGAUUGUGUUCAAUGGAAUUUAGUAAACAUACUUACUUCUUAUGUAUUUUUGAUACGCUAUUAUAAUGGGAAACAUAAAUCAUACCUGUCAGAAUUUAUUAAUGGAAUUUACAAUUUAUCACUAAAUCUUCUCAACAAUCAAAAUUUUGAAUCAUACGAUACGGCAGUGAAAUCUGUUGAGUUAUGCAUUCUUGAACAUGAAAUGUUUAAAGAUUCCGAGGGAAGUUUCAAUUUAAUUACUGAAGAUUUAGAAGCUAUAUUUAACAAUGGCUUGCAAUCAAACUGUAAUCAUAAUGUUAAAUUGGCAUUAAGUGACUUACAUCGUUUAUUGUCUGAUUUCAAAAACCAUAAUAAAUAUAAUUCUAAAGAUAAAGUAAAACUGGGAGAUUUUAAUAAGAAAUUUCCUGAUUCUAAAGCAAGUUAUUCAAUUACUGUUGAUACCAAAAAAGCUCGAUUACUUUUGAAAAAAAUUGAAUAUUUUUUGUCGUGGGCAAACGAAGUUCGAAUACAAGAAGCGACGAAGAACUAGUAUUUAAAUUAUAAACUAAUUCUUGUUGUUUUGAAAUGUGUGUUGUAUAUAAGUAUAUUAUAUUUUAAUGAAAAUACAA